This is a messenger RNA of Orycteropus afer afer, 1719 nucleotides long. Its product is annotated as solute carrier family 22 member 11-like. Gene Ontology annotation, molecular function: transmembrane transporter activity. Lineage: Eukaryota; Metazoa; Chordata; Mammalia; Tubulidentata; Orycteropodidae. The transcript is spliced from 9 exons. Bases 1 to 1719 code for a protein of 572 amino acids. Gene Ontology annotation, biological process: transmembrane transport. The record is from RefSeq and is a predicted model, not a curated record.
AUGGCGUUCGCAGAGCUCUUGAAGAUGGCGGGGGACAGGGGGCGCUUCCAGAUCUUGCAGGUCUUCAUCCUGCUACUCCCCUCCCUCCUGGUGCCCCCCAACCUGCUUCUGGAGAACUUCUCGGCCGCCAGCCUGGGCCACCGCUGCUGGGCCCCCACGCUGGACAACGGCUCCCAGGUGCCCGCAAACCUCUCCCUCAAGUCCCUGCUGACCGUCUCCAUCCCACCCGGCCCCCGACAGAAGCCCCACCAGUGUCUCCGCUUCCGCCACCCACAGUGGCAGCUCCUGGACCCCAACGCCACGGCCGCCAACUGGAGCGAGGUCGCCACGGAGCCAUGCCUGGACGGCUGGGUUUACAACCAUAGCACUUUCACGUCCACCGUCAUAAGCCAGUGGGACCUGGUAUGCCAUUCCCAGCAUCUGCAGCCUCUGGGCCAGUCCAUCUACAUGGUUGGGAUUAUGCUGGGAUCCACCGUGUGGGGGCUCCUCUCUGACCGGUUUGGGCGCAUGCCAAUGCUGAGCUGGUGCUGCGUGCAGGUGGCUGUGACUGGCACCGGCACCGUCUUUGCCCCGAGUUUCGCCAUCUACUGUGGCCUUCGGUUCAUGAGCGCGUUUGCACUGGCCGGCAUCGUCUUGACCUCCGGGAACCUCAUGGUGGAGUGGACCACGACCCCCAGGAGGACUGUCACCAUGACGAUACUGGGAUGCUCCUACAGUGUGGGCCAGAUGGCCCUGGGUGGCCUGGCCUUUGUGCUCCGGGACUGGCGGAUGCUCCAGCUCACCAUGUCUGUGCCCUUCUUUGCCUUCUUCCUGACUACCUGGUGGCUGCCAGAAUCCGCCCGGUGGCUGAUUACCAUGGGCAAACCAGAAAAAGGGCUUCAGCAACUCAAAAAGGUGGCCAGGAUCAAUGGCCACAAGGAAGCCCAAAAGACACUGACCAUAGAGGAAGGCCCCGGGGGUGGGGUGACCCUGCAGGGGCCAGGCCUCUGUGCAGCGGGGAUCAACUUCCUGGCUGUGUCCCUUAGAUUCUCCGUGGCGUUUUCUUACUACGGGCUGGUCCUGGACCUGCAGAACUUGGGCAGCGACAUCUUCCUCCUUCAAGUCCUCUUUGGAGCCGUGGACUUACUGGGCCGGUCCACCACCCCCAUGUUGCUCAAGUUCUUCGGCCGCCGGGUGACCCUAGCCGGCUCCAUGUCCUUGGCUGGUUUUGCAAUCCUAGCCAACAUGCUGAUGCCACAAGAAAAAGACCUGUACCAGGGGGAGGGUUCGGAGCGGCGAGUGGGCAUCAAGGACUGUGGUUGGAAGCUGAAGGUUGCUCUCGCCACGCCCUCCCGCUUUGCCACGCCCUCCCGCUUUGCCACGCCCUCCCGCUUUGCCACGCCCUCCCGCUUUGUCACGCCCCCAUCCCGCUUUGUCACGCCCCCAUCCCGCUUUGUCACGCCCCCAUCCCGCUUUGUCACGCCCUCCUGUUCUCCCUGGGCUGGGCGGAGCUGGCUCUGCACAGCCGGAAGCAGUGAGCGGACCUCCCGGCACAGGCGGUGUGGGAGCCCGUGGUGCCAGAGUCUGACGUUCAGACCGCUUCCCCGGGGAGCUGCACACCUUGGACCCAGCGCGCGUCUUCGGCUCCCAGCGCGCGUCUUCGGCUCCCAGCGCGCGCUCAUGCGGGUCGGGCCCACAGCCAAGCCCACGAGUGGUCAUCCCCAGCCGGGAAAGGGCUGA